UUCCAGCGAUUUGUGUUAUCAAUUUUCCCGCGUGUGUGUUGUUCCAAAUCAUGCUGUGGAAUGGCGAACGGGAAGGGGGAAAUUCAACAAGCUUAUGUACAGGAGAAUGAUUCGUCAAAUAAUGCCAUCAUUAAAGUGGCAGGAGAAGAGAAUGUCACUGUACCGGGGGAAAGUGAGAUGCACCAGAAGACCUACAAUUUUGAUGAUAUUUUGACAGAUAUAUCCCCUGAGUCUUCUGGUGGAAUGGAGGAUGGAUUCAGAGAAUUUGCAGUACUUCUCUGUGGCCUAGGACUCACUGUGGAUGAAAUCAGACUUGUGAAACAACGCAAUAUCGACAUAGAGACAUUUCUAGCAUUAAAAGACACUGACUUAAAAAUUAUUGGAAUUGAGGAUGAGGAACGAAGACGUAAGCUAAUUGAAGACAUGCAAAAUCUCUCGUCAAAACAACAGCCUCAGGAAAAUAAGGCACAUAUGAAAUCCAAUUCCGCAAUUAGUGUACAAGAAGGGCAGCAAAUUGUAUCUUUGACUGCAACACAUUUAGAAGAGCUGGAUUUGGUACUGGACACCCUGUUAAAGGCAGUCGCCCAAAAUUAUGACGACGCUUUUGUGGAUGAACAGUACUCCUCUAAAGCCGUCUUGCUUGUGGUAUUGCAAUUGGCGAUGGAGCAAGCAUAUUGUCUCCAUAACCAACUUCAAAAACUGCCUGGAGAAUUGUCUCAGAUGAGAAAGCAGUCAGACAGUCGGAGGGCGAAAUAUUUCUCCUGGAAAGUCGUGGGGCUUUUGGUGCCUGCCACAGCAGUGGCAGUGAUAGCGUUUUGGAAAAUGAAAAAACAUUUAUUCUCACAUAUUGUGUGAAACAUUUUUGAAAAGUAUGCCCAUUGAGAACAUAAGACUGCUUAUGUCUUUAAAUUAUUAUUUGUGUUGUAAGAUAAGACAUUAUUUAUUACUGGCUUACCGUAAUACAGACAUAAUUGCAGAUAAUUUCAUUAUAACACACAGCAGUAUAUUGUUUUCAUUUCCAUUGAUCUCAAAUCCAGAAGAAGAAAAUGCACAGCACAUCAAA
Messenger RNA from Schistocerca serialis cubense, 1063 nucleotides. RefSeq lists its product as uncharacterized. NCBI's taxonomy places the organism in Eukaryota, Metazoa, Arthropoda, Insecta, Orthoptera, Acrididae. The coding region runs from base 61 to 855 and encodes 264 amino acids. The transcript is spliced from 5 exons. The record is from RefSeq and is a predicted model, not a curated record.